GUCAUGGCUCAAAGGAAACCAUCUGGAGGUUGCUGCCGCCCCAAAGCUCCCAUCAACGAAGACAACGCUCGUUUCUUCCUGCUGGCCGGCCUCAUUUUUAUUUACUUGCUGUGCGGGGCUGCCAUCUUCUCCGCCCUGGAACACCCUUUUGAGCUGCGUGCUCGCCGCUUGUGGAGGCAGCAGCUGGACAACUUUACCCGGCGACACGCCAUCCACCCGAGGGCCCUGCACACUCUCCUUCGGCAGUAUGAGGAUGCCAAUGGAGCGGGGAUCAGAGUGGACGCAUUGAGGCCCCGCUGGGACUUUUCGGGAGCUUUCUACUUUGUGGGCACCGUAGUCUCUACUAUUGGCUUUGGGAUGACCACACCCGUGACCAUAGCUGGAAAAAUCUUCCUAAUCUUUUACGGCCUCAUCGGCUGCGCGGCGACCAUCCUCUUCUUCAACCUUUUCUUGGAGAGGAUCAUCACCAUGCUGGCUUACAUCAUGCGCUGGUGCCACGAACGCCGGCUGCGCUGCGGCGGGGUCGGGGUCGAGUCCAGCAGCAGGCAGGAGGCAUCUGAGGAGGAGGACAGCUUGGAAGGAUGGAAGCCCUCCGUCUAUUAUGUGAUGCUGAUCUUAGGACUUGCCUCCAUAGUGAUCGCAUGCAGUGCUUCUACUCUGUUCUGCUCCAUGGAGAACUGGAGCUACGUGGACUCUUUGUAUUUCUGCUUUGUGGCCUUCAGCACUAUCGGCUUUGGGGACCUAGUUAGCAGCCAGAGACAGCACUACGAGUCUCAGGAGGCCUAUCGGCUCGGGAACUGCCUCUUCAUCCUAAUGGGAGUAUGUUGCAUCUACUCGCUCUUCAACGUCAUCUCCAUUAUCAUCAAACAAACUCUCAACUGGAUCCUGGAGAAGCUUGUGUGUCCCGGAGACCAGCGUCUCUGCUCCUGCUCUGCAAGCGGACGCUGGUGGGUCUGCUGCCCCUGCCUGCACAACAAAAAACGCAACCAGAGGCGUCCGCUGGCCCGCCUAAGACAAAAACGUUUGAAACGAAACGCUGUCCGGCCGCUCUCCACAAACUGCCAUGCGGGAAGGCAGCGCUACGCUGACGGCUCGGUGGAGACGGUUUGCGACAGCGAGACAGACGGUGUUGCGGCGGCGGACGGGAUGUACGUUGGCCGCCGCAUGUCUGGGGAAAUGAUCUCCGCCAAUGAGUUCAUGGUGUCCAAUAAGGUGUCUUUGGCGCUGCUGCAAAAGCAACUAAGCGAAACAGCUCACCAGGGACCGAGACAGAGCCACGGACAUCAGAAUGGAUUCUCCGGGGGGGUGGGAGCUCUGGCCAUCAUGAAUAACCGCCUACAGGAAACCAGCGUGGACAGAUAG
Molecule: messenger RNA, 1362 nt
Organism: Nerophis lumbriciformis (worm pipefish)
Lineage: Eukaryota; Metazoa; Chordata; Actinopteri; Syngnathiformes; Syngnathidae
Gene: kcnk12l
Product: potassium channel, subfamily K, member 12 like
Biological process (GO): stabilization of membrane potential; potassium ion transmembrane transport
Cellular component (GO): plasma membrane
Molecular function (GO): outward rectifier potassium channel activity; potassium ion leak channel activity
Source: RefSeq, a predicted model, not a curated record